Arabidopsis lyrata subsp. lyrata is the source of this 3679-nucleotide messenger RNA. RefSeq names its product receptor-like protein 12. The transcript has a single exon. Bases 917 to 3274 code for a protein of 785 amino acids. The record is from RefSeq and is a predicted model, not a curated record. NCBI's taxonomy places the organism in Eukaryota, Viridiplantae, Streptophyta, Magnoliopsida, Brassicales, Brassicaceae. Gene Ontology annotation, molecular function: protein binding.
UACAUGCACACAGUCUAUGGAUAUGUGAAGAACGAUGCUAUAUUUAGAUUGUGGUGAAAGUUGAAUGCAAAGUUGGAAAUUUAGUAGACCUUGGUUAAAUUCGGUAGAAACUUAAAUAAUCUUUUAGAGAGGACUAAAAUGAGUCUACAAUGGUGUACGUGAAUAUUUAAGUCAAAAAAAAGUUUAUUUUAUUUUUAUUCUAAUCAGAAAGCACUUAUUUUAUUUCUAUUAUUCUAAUGAACAAGCACAUGUAAUUAAAUCAAUCGAAUCUAAACGAGUCGACGCAAGACUUGCUAAGUUAGGAAUUUCUUCUUAAAGUGAGGACCAAAUGAAGCACACACAAUUCAUUACUUACAAGACAAAAUCAAAACAGAAAGAUAUGAUGAUCCGAAGCCAUUGUCAUUGGGUUUCUGAUAUUAUUAUCAUCUUUUUCUUCCUCCUUGUACACUCUCUAGCUUCUUCUUCGCCCCACUUUUGCCGUCAUGACCAGAGAGAUGCUCUUUUGGAAUUCAGAGGCGAGUUUCCGAUAGAUGCGUCUUUGUGAUAUAGGAAUUAGAGUAUGGAGAAAUGAAGAAAUGAUGUAAGAAGACUGGCACGUGUGGCACGUGAGGAGUAGUGAGCUGCAGUACACGUGGAAAGAAAAGAUUGGAUCAAGUGGGCUAAAGCCCUUUAAAAGAGACAUCGUUCUCUUCUUCUUCAUUAUGCAAAAACCAGAGAAAUUAUUUUUAGUUGUAAUCUUCUUCUUCUUCUUAGUUUGUGUUGAAACUAUGGUGUUGUACUCAUCUAGAUCGAGAUCUCUCCGUUAGAUCUUUGUCAUUUGAGAUAUCGGCUCGCGUUUUAUGAACGUUAGUCCGAUUUGGUUCCGGUUACGAUUUGAAUUGAAGUAUUGGUGUUUUUCUUUAUCACUUUGAAAAUUAUGAAUACAUGGAGAGGUCCGUGGAAUAAGAGCACUGAUUGUUGUUUUUGGAACGGAGUCACAUGCGAUGAUAAAUCUGGUCAGGUAAUAUCACUCGACCUUCCUAACACCUUUCUCCACGGCUAUUUGAAAACCAACAGUAGCCUUUUUAAACUCCAAUAUCUUCGUCACCUAAACCUUAGUAAUUGCAAUCUCAAAGGAGAGAUUCCUUCUUCACUAGGAAACCUUUCUCAUCUCACACUUGUUAACCUUUUCUUUAAUCAAUUGGUAGGAGAAAUUCCGGCUUCAAUCGGCAAUCUAAACCAGCUAAGAUACCUUAACCUUCAGUCUAACGAUCUCACAGGAGAGAUUCCUUCUUCACUAGGAAACCUUUCUCGUCUCACAUUUGUUAGCCUAGCUGAUAAUAUCUUGGUAGGUAAGAUUCCAGAUUCAUUAGGAAAUCUAAAGCAUCUAAGAAACCUUAGUCUUGGGUCUAACGAUCUCACAGGAGAGAUUCCUUCUUCACUAGGAAACCUUUCUAAUCUCAUACAUCUUGCACUUAUGCAUAAUCAAUUGGUAGGUGAAGUUCCUGCCUCCAUUGGAAAUCUAAACGAACUAAGAGCUAUGUCAUUUGAAAACAAUAGCUUAAGUGGAAAUAUUCCUAUUUCCUUUGCCAAUUUAACCAAGCUUUCUGAAUUUGUCCUCAGCUCUAAUAACUUCACAUCCACGUUUCCGUUUGACAUGAGUCUAUUCCACAACUUGGUGUACUUUGAUGCUUCUCAAAACUCUUUUAGCGGACCUUUCCCUAAAUCUUUGUUCUUGAUAACUUCGUUACAAGAUGUUUAUCUGGCAGAUAACCAAUUUACGGGACCUAUAGAGUUUGCAAAUACAUCUUCAUCAAAUAAGCUUCAGUCCCUAACCCUUGCUCGUAACAGACUUGAUGGCCCAAUCCCGGAAUCCAUAUCUAAAUUUCUCAACCUUGAAGAUUUAGAUCUUAGCCACAACAACUUCACUGGGGCAAUCCCUACAUCUAUAUCAAAGCUAGUCAACCUCCUUUAUCUUGAUCUUUCCAACAACAAUUUGGAAGGUGAAGUACCAGGUUGCUUAUGGAGAUUGAAUACGGUGGCGCUUUCUCACAAUAUUUUCACAAGUUUUGAGAACUCUUCAUAUGAAGCACUAAUAGAAGAGUUGGAUCUGAAUUCCAAUUCAUUUCAAGGACCACUUCCUCAUAUGAUCUGCAAGCUUAGAUCGUUACGCUUUUUAGAUCUGUCCAACAAUCUCUUCAGCGGCUCAAUUCCUUCAUGUAUAAGGAAUUUCAGUGGUUCUAUUAAAGAGCUAAAUAUGGGGAGCAACAACUUCAGUGGAACUCUUCCAGAUAUAUUUUCCAAAGCUACCGAGUUAGUAUCAAUGGACGUUAGUCGCAACCAGCUGGAGGGAAAGUUGCCAAAGUCUUUGAUCAAUUGCAAAGCUCUGCAACUUGUGAAUAUAAAAAGCAACAAAAUCAAGGACAAUUUCCCAUCAUGGUUGGAAUCUCUACCGUCAUUACAUGUCCUCAACCUCGGAUCAAACGAGUUCUAUGGGCCGUUGUAUCAUCACCACAUGUCUAUUGGGUUUCAGAGUUUAAGAGUCAUCGAUAUAUCAGACAAUGACUUCACUGGAACUCUCCCACCUCACUAUUUCUCCAACUGGAAAGAAAUGAUCACAUUAACGGAAGAAAUGGACGAGUACAUGACAGAGUUUUGGAGAUAUGCUGAUAGUUAUUAUCAUGAGAUGGAAAUGGUGAAUAAAGGAGUUGAUAUGAGCUUCGAGCGGAUCCGAAAAGACUUCAGAGCCAUUGAUUUUUCUGGAAACAAAAUCUAUGGCAGCAUCCCUAGAUCCCUUGGCUUUUUGAAGGAACUGCGCCUUCUCAAUUUGUCAGGUAACGCUUUCUCAAGCGAUAUCCCACGUUUCUUGGCAAAUUUGACAAAGCUCGAGACGUUAGACCUAUCCCGUAAUAAGCUGUCAGGUCAAAUCCCUCAAGAUCUUGGUAAACUCUCUUUUCUGUCAUACAUGAACUUCUCCCAUAACCUUCUCCAAGGUCCUGUGCCACGAGGCACACAGUUUCAAAGGCAAAAAUGUUCUUCAUUCUUGGACAACCCUAAACUCUACGGUCUCGAAGAAAUCUGUGGAGAAACUCAUGCCUUGAAUCCUACAUCGCAACUACCCGAGGAAUUGUCAGAGGCUGAGGAGAAAAUGUUCAACUGGGUAGCAGCUGCAAUAGCUUAUGGACCUGGUGUGUUAUGUGGAUUGGUGAUCGGACAUAUCUUCACUUCACACAAUCAUGAGUGGUUCACAGAAAUGUUUGGUCGAAAGAAACUAGUCAUUACAAGUGUUCAUUAAACCCAUCUCUUGUAGUCUCUUUAAUAAGCAUUUGUGAAGCAACUGUUGUGUAACGUCUUGUAAUAGACUCGUUUGUGUUUGUUUGGAUUUUCUAUUUAUGUAAUAGACGUCUUUGGCUUCAAAAUGUAUACAUUGUGUUCUGCAAUUCUCAAUUAUGUGCAAUAAAAUAUAGAUUUAGUAGACUUUACGAAUUACGAUCAUGAGUUUAUAAACAAAUAGUGAAAAUCCAUUCAUGAGAUAUGUUCGUAUCACAGGUCCAUAUUUAAUGUAAGACGGGGUUGGCACGGCCAACUUACCAACAGAAUCUAAAAAUGACAAAUGGAGAGAUUUCGACAUAUAAAAUAUAACUCAAAACUUCAUGUGUAUGAAAGGAUCCAGGAACUGCCAAAAAAAAAAAAAAAAAAA